Molecule: messenger RNA, 3330 nt
Organism: Centruroides sculpturatus (bark scorpion)
Lineage: Eukaryota; Metazoa; Arthropoda; Arachnida; Scorpiones; Buthidae
Product: E3 ubiquitin-protein ligase LRSAM1-like
Exons: 12
Coding region: 107-1273 (388 amino acids)
Source: RefSeq, a predicted model, not a curated record
AAAUUUUUAAUACAUAUAUGCAAUGUAAAAUUAAAAUAAAUCUGUUUCUAAUCAGAUAUAAAUUUGUUUAGUGGAAGAUCAUUCAGCAAAAUUAAUUGAUGAAUUAAUGGCAGUUAGUGAAAAAUCAAAAAAUACAGAGGCUUUAUUAGAAUUGAUGGAAAGGGAUAGAAAAGAAAAUGAAGAAUUAUUUUCCUUAAAACAAGAAGAAUUAGAAAGUCUUAGAAAGAAAGAAGUUUUAAAUGCAAUGAAAGAUAUGUUAGAAGCUGAAGAAAAGCAAAGACAGUAUGAAGCUAACCGCUUAGAAAUUAAAAAGCAGUUACAUAAAGGCUCCAUGAAUGAUGAUGAUGAAAGAAUACAUAGUAUAUUAUCUGGUAGAGAACAGGAUCAAUUGGCAAUGAUAUGUGAAUUAUUAGAAGAGGAACAAUAUCAAAAACAAGCAUUUGAAGCUCUACAAUUGCAGAGAGAUUUGAAACAUAUUGAACUGACUCAUCAUAUAAAACAAAUCCAGAAAGAAUUAACUAAGCUCACAACAGCAGAACUGAAAAAGAAAGAUCUUAAGAUAAAUUUUGAAUUGAAUGUCUUGGCUGAAAGAAGAUCUAAAUUAGCUGAACUUUUAUCAUGUUUAAUGGAACAAAGGGAAAUGAGAGAAGCUGAACUAAAAGAUCGUAUACACCAAAUGGAUUUACAAAGAGAACAAGAAAUGAAUGAUUUUUGGUUGAUCCAGUAUCAAAAAUUAAUGGAUCGUAAACCACAACAUAUUGAAGAAUUGGAGAGAAUGUUAGAUCCUGCUAUUCAGUCUAUCUUAAUUGAUGCUGAAGCUCAAGACUAUCUAACAUUAUUUGCUGCAAAACACAUUACUUUACAUAACUUACUCUCAAUGACAAAAAAAGAGUUGAAAAAGCUUGGUGUAAGACAAGACAGUGCUUGUGAUAAAAUUUUAAAAAGUGCCAAUAAUUACUUUAAAAAGAAUAUUGAACCUAAUGAAGAAAAAAUUUCAACUGGAAUUUUGCCAAAUGAUGUUCCAAUGCCUUCUGCUCCUCCUGCUUCUCCCGGCGAAGAAGAGUGUGUGGUACCUUCGGCUCCAAUUUUAACUCCAACUGCCGAAAUUAAAAUAUGGUACCAAGUGGAAUGUGUUGUAUGUUUGGAAAAAGAAAGUCAAGCUGUCUUUCUGCCAUGUGGGCACGUCUGUUGUUGUUGGAGUUGCGGAGAAACCCUCCAGAUUUGUCCAAUGUGUCGUGCCGACAUCGAAAAUAAGUUUUUGAACGUGGCAUAAUUUUAUAUGUUACAGUUCUGUCUCCAGGCCAGCUGACUGAAGACGAUGCCAUAGAGAAUAUUAAGUUUAAAUUAUUUUGUUAUCCAAUCUUUAAAUGUUACCUAAAAUUUGAAUAUUUAGCAUUAUUUAAGCAAACUGUAUGUGCCUAAGUACAACUUUCAAUGCAUUUCCAAAGAAUCAAAAUUUGUUUACAAUUCCCAUAUUUGAUAUUCACAGACAUGAGUGUUGUUGUUAUUGAAAAUUUUCUUAAAAAAUAGAAUUUAAAACCAAACUUUACUGCAGUUUUUUCCAACAUAUUUUAAAAAUUUAUUUAACAUAUUCAUAUCACAAUGAUAUCUUGUAUUAUUCAACAAAACUGGUAGAUUAAUAUAUCAGUUUUGAAUAAUGCAUGAUCAUUUCAUGUAAAGACUACAGUAUCUCCAAAUUGUUUUAAUUAAAUUCAGCAGAAUUUGCCAUUUAAAAUCUAAUAAAUACAUUUGGUACUCUUCUAAGCUUAACGUUGUUAUUGUCGUAUUUUAAAUCAACUUAAAAAGAAUAAAAAUAUUAAAUUUAUAAUGCAAACAUUUACACUUUGAUAGUUAUAAAAUAUUCAUUUUGAUUAAAAGAAAUUUUUUUAAAAAUUAAUUUCUAUAUUAUAAACAAUUUAACAAAUCUUAAGAUAUUGAAAAUGAAGAUUAUAUAUAUAUAUAUGCAAUAUAUUAAGUAGUUAGAUUUGGAAAAUUAGAACUUCUAGUAUAAUUAUUUGCAUAAAAUCACUUUUUAAUACAUACUAUUAUAUGUAAAUUUACCAAAUUUUACAGUUUUAAUUGUUUGUACAAAUAUUCUAGUCAUAAUUUAAAGAUGUAAGCUUUUUAGUUUUAGUUUGAAGGCAGCUCUGCACAUUUGGUAUUCCAAGUGCCGAAUAAUUGCCUUUCGCCAAAGUAUUUGCUGAAGCGUUUGUCACGAGACAAGCACGCAUGUACACACAUACAAUUAUCUGCUGCACAUCGGUUCAUUGUGCGAAUUAUGAAUGUUUGGCCAAUAUUUGUUCUCUGAUGCGGCAUGAUACACCAAAUAUUUGUUGUGUGAAGUCACGAGUAACUCAUCCACACUACUUGGUAUUGGCCAGAUGUUUGCUCAGCAUUCGGCAAAUACCAAAUAUGUCGAGCCACCUUAAGACAGCAAAUGUUUAUUCUUUGUCACAAAAUUAUUGAGAUGUUAAGUAUGCACGUCCCACGUCUCGUCAGAGAGAAAAAGAUGCCGUCACACAAUACUUCUAAAUUAUGCAGAGACAAAGUGCCUUCUCUUUUUUGAAAUAUUUUGUUUUAUAAUAAUAAUACUUCUGUAACACAGAUGUUUUUAUAUGUACUACUGCAAUAUUAACUGUGGUACCGUAUGAUAAUAGAUAGUUAUUAGAAGUGAUUUUCAAUUCUGUUAGCUUUAUGCGUAGCAAAUAAAUGAUGUAAAAGGCACUGUUUUGUAUACACUCGCAUCGUAUCGAACCACUUGUUAUGUUUAAUGAUGAUUUUGAAAAUUAGAGGUUGGCACACUAUCAGUUUAAUGCAACAUUAGUAUUUGAGCAAAUGGGAAUUUUAAAGAGAAUAAUAUUAGUGACAAUGAAAAUGAGGUGAUAAAUGAUAGUCUGGUCUGUAUGCUGAAAAAUAAUUUUUUUUUUCAUACAAAACAAAGUGAUCGCAAGCUUAAUCUCAGUUUUGUGUUUCAAGAAGUGGAUUAGACAAUCUUUUUAUUGAUUCCCUUCGAUAAAAUUCUUUACUUCCUACAAAAAUAAAUUUUGUGAAUAAUAGAAUGUUAAAACUUCAUAUAAUAUGUCUUAUUUUAAAAUGCUAUGUUGUUUAAAUGAGAAUAGUCAUUAAAUUUAUGCUCUUAAUGAAGCAAAAAAUUAUGAUUUAUUAUAAUUGUAAGUUGUGUAUUUUAUAUACUGUAACUAAUAAGGUGACGUACCAAAUGGCAUUUUAGAGAAGAGCAAGGUUGCAUAAUUCUGCAAUCGGCUAGAUCCUCAAUAAACUGUAAUUUUUGAUUUGUGCCUUAGUUGUAAUGUCAUCGAACUGCCACUUAAA